Molecule: messenger RNA, 1742 nt
Organism: Gracilinanus agilis (Agile Gracile Mouse Opossum)
Lineage: Eukaryota; Metazoa; Chordata; Mammalia; Didelphimorphia; Didelphidae
Gene: SPAG4
Product: sperm associated antigen 4
Exons: 13
Coding region: 1-1263 (420 amino acids)
Biological process (GO): nuclear envelope organization
Cellular component (GO): meiotic nuclear membrane microtubule tethering complex; nuclear envelope
Molecular function (GO): protein-membrane adaptor activity
Source: RefSeq, a predicted model, not a curated record
AUGCGGCGAAGCCCCCGGCCCGGGUCGGCUGCCACGCCGCAUAAACACAACCCAGAUUUCUACAGCGACCGGAGCAAUAGCUCUGUGAGCGCCACAUCCCGGGACAGCGGCUCCCGCAGGGGCAGCCGGAGGUCAUUGGCAGGCUGGAAACUGUCUACCGAUACGUGCGCCCCGCAGCAGGGCGGAGCCAGCAGUCUAUGGCUGAGCACGGCAGCGACCGCAGCAGCAGCGGGAGCAGCAGUGGAGUCCUGCAGCCUCCUCCUGCCACCCUCAGAUCUUUCGGGAAACCGGCCAGUCCAGCAGCAAACAAGGACCAUAAAGACCAUCAUUCUCCAGACGCUGAGAUUUUUUCCCGCCGUGUUUGGAGAGAUUCUGGGAGCCUUCUGCAGGGAGGUGCGUUCUCUCCGCUUCCUGAUUACAGCCUCGCUGUUCUUCUGUCUCUUCGCGGCUGCGAUCUGGGGUGUAUUUCUAUAUUUUACCCCUGUCUGGGAUGAGGACACCAGGGAGUUCCUAACUCUGAGUGAAUACCAUGAGAAGGUCCACUCCCAAGGGCUGCAGCUGCAACAACUUCAAGCUGAGCUUGACAAACUCCACACAGAUGUGUCCAGCAUUCGAGCGGCCAACAGUGAGAGGGUGGCCCAGCUUGUGUUCCAGAGACUGAAUGAAGAUUUUGUGCAAAAACCUGACUAUGCGCUGAGUUCCGUGGGAGCUUCCAUCGAUCUGGACAAGACAUCACAUGACUACGAGGACAGGGACACAGCUUAUUUCUGGAAUCGGUUCAGCUUCUGGAAUUAUGCCAAGCCCCCCACAGUCAUCCUGGAGCCUGAUGUCUUCCCUGGGAAUUGCUGGGCUUUCAAGGGGCCCAAGGGCCAGGUGGUCAUCCGGUUACCUGGCCGAGUUCAACUAAGUGACAUCACCCUGCAGCACCCCCCACCAAGCGUGGCUCACUCUGGAGGUGCUAGCAGUGCCCCCCGAGAUUUUGCUGUCUUUGGCCUCCAGGGUGAUGACAAGACUGAAGUUUUCUUGGGAAGAUUCAUCUUUGAUGUGGAAAAAUCAGAGAUUCAGACAUUCCAUCUGAAGAAUGAGCCCCCCAUCGCCUUUCCAAAGGUGAAGAUACAGAUACUGAGCAACUGGGGACACCCACGUUUCACCUGCUUAUACCGAGUUCGGGCUCACGGGCUUCGGAGUCAUGAUGGGCAUGGUGAGGAUAGCAGGACUAAGGGAGAAAGAAAUGGGGCAUCUGAAACUACUACUCUUCAUUAAAUCUCCUGCUAAUUGCAUAUGAACAGUUUCAGGGAUCUCUUCAUGAGAAACCAGAGACUGAAAGGAAAGGAUCUGUGGGCAUCAAUAAAGUACUCAAUGUCUGAUUCUCUCCUUAGCAAACGCUCAAGACUCUCCAAACAAGAGCCCACCUAGAUUUCACUUUAGAAUAAGCUCUUUUCCCUCUAGAAAACCAAGGCUAUGAAUUGGCCAUUUAUCACAAGAAAAAAAAAAAAAAGAAAGCUAUGGACUAAGUCAGACCAGGGUUGCAGUCCUGACUUUGCUACUAAUUCUUAAAAUCUUAAACAAGGUCAGAAAAAAUAGGGAACGAAUUCCACAACUGUUUGUAUUCCCAGAUCUACCACAAGCAAAUGUCUUCCUAGGCCCUCUUCUCUUGUCUGUCCUAACUAUAGGAUUGGACCAGCCCCCUCCCCCCCCUUUUUUUGAAGGCAAAAAAAAAUCGUUACUUGCCUAGUCACACA